Molecule: messenger RNA, 1414 nt
Organism: Erigeron canadensis
Lineage: Eukaryota; Viridiplantae; Streptophyta; Magnoliopsida; Asterales; Asteraceae
Product: LOB domain-containing protein 36-like
Exons: 2
Coding region: 341-1192 (283 amino acids)
Source: RefSeq, a predicted model, not a curated record
UAUAUGUGGAUAAGGAUUUCAAGUAGUUAGUUGUUGGAUAUGUUACUUGAACUUUAGCUAGAUAUAUAGCUCUUACAUCCACAUAAAAAGGCCGGUAUAAGAUUUACGUGAAAUUUAUGGUGCUUUUAGGCAUGAAAUGAACUUCAAAAUACCUCAUCUAACUAAAUAUAAUAUACAGUAUCUAAUUAAUGAUUUUUAUCUUGUUUCUUGUAUGUAUAUAUAUCUAUAUAUCUAUUGCAGGCUAUAUAUCAGGUUUUCUAAUCUGUUGAAAAUAUAAAAAGAAGAAGGAAGAAUUGUCAUCUGAAGUGGUUUCAACACAAACAUAGAGAGUUGUGAAAACAUGUAUGCAGUUGUGAAGGUAAACAAGGAGAAAAUGUCAUCAAAUUCGCCGUGUGCAGCGUGCAAGUUCCUACGCCGUAAAUGCACACAAGAAUGUGUUUUCGCACCUUACUUUCCACCAGACCAGCCACAAAAAUUUGCCAAUGUUCACAAAGUCUAUGGAGCAAGUAACGUUGCUAAACUCCUCAACGACCUUCCACCGACAAAACGUGAAGACGCGGUCAAUUCGUUGGCCUACGAAGCCGAUGCAAGGCACCGCGACCCAGUUUAUGGAUGCGUUGGACUAAUCUCGAUUCUCCAACAUCGUUUAAAGCAAGUCCAAAUGGAUUUAGAAAAUGCUAAAAGGGAAUUAGCUAAUUACAUUGGCCCAUCAGCCACACUUCCGAUUUUAAAUCAUCAACCUGCAGCAGGGUUUAUCCAACACUCAUCGGUUUUGCCUAAUUACAGUAUGCACCCUCAUGAGACGAUUUUGGGGUUGACUACUAGGGAUAUUGUUCGUGAGGUGCCACGUAUGGUUCAACAAGUGAUUGGUGUUCAUAAUUGUGAUCGAGAACAACAGGCAGAAGAAGAAGAACAAGUGUUGAGAAACUAUGAUAACCAGACUCCGCGGUCAUCAAGCGAUCUUUUGGGGUUUAAUAGCGGCGGGUUUGAUUCGGUUUCAGCUGCUAUCCAAGUGACUACUAGUGAGUUUAGCCACAUGACCACUACUGCAGCAGCCAUGUCACCUUGUUUAUCACUGGGUGGUUCAUACGAUAACAACAAUGUGUAUCAGAUCCAACACCAGCACCACCACCACCUCCAGCCGCACCAGCUAUUUCUCCAUCAACAGCUGCCACUGCAGAGAGCUGAGUAACGUAGCGGCGUAAGAUCGUUGGACUGUGUCGAUCGAGUUUAGUUUGUCGUACUUCCUUUCGAUCUCCGGGCAUUAAUAUUAGCUUAAUUUUGUUUGAUGAAAUCAAAGUUUAGUUACGUUUUAGAUGAAUUGACAGCAUGUUUUUUACUCUAGCUACUAAUUAAUUAUUGUUUGAUUUGGCGAGUUAUUUAAUUAAUUAAAUAUAUUUCAUUUCUUUUCUAA